GAAGAGAGGGAUAAUUGGGAGGAGGCGGAGAAGACCACUUCUUCUCUUUUACACUACUCCUUGCCUUCUUCAUUCCGCAGCAGCCGCAGGUGGUAUGUCUGCUAUCAUCGCGCACGCUCUCGUUUUGUUCACAGAGCGUGUAGAAGUGACGAUUCUUGAUCGCCUGGAGCAGGAGGAGCAGGAGGAGCAGGCGGAGGGUGGGGAGCAGGACCAGCAGAGGCGAGCAGGCGGAAGAAAGCCAGAGUACCGUCGAUCGCACGUAGGGUCAGCUGUUGUGUCAGCUGAGCUACAAGCUGCCGAAUGGAAACGUCUCGGCCUGGGAAGACACAGAAAUCCUAAGAUCUACGUGCGUCCUGCGCUCGCGGGGGGCAUCCUGACUGAUGCACAGCCGCUGGAUAUGGCAAGACGCUAG
Molecule: messenger RNA, 412 nt
Organism: Prorocentrum cordatum
Lineage: Eukaryota; Dinophyceae; Prorocentrales; Prorocentraceae
Source: the annotation of a GenBank genome assembly